Psammomys obesus (fat sand rat) is the source of this 4492-nucleotide messenger RNA. RefSeq names its product nucleolar protein 6 (gene Nol6). Gene Ontology annotation, biological process: tRNA export from nucleus; rRNA processing. The record is from RefSeq and is a predicted model, not a curated record. Gene Ontology annotation, cellular component: UTP-C complex; CURI complex; small-subunit processome. Lineage: Eukaryota; Metazoa; Chordata; Mammalia; Rodentia; Muridae. The coding region runs from base 69 to 3503 and encodes 1144 amino acids. The transcript is spliced from 26 exons.
CCCACGUGGGGAGCUACGCGGUAGAUCCGGCUUUAAUCACAAGUGCGGGAGAGUGAUCUGCGGUGAAAAUGGGGCCGGCCCCCACCGGAGAGCAGCUGAGCGGGGCCUCAGGGGAGCUAGAGGUGAUGGAACUUGCCCUAGAAGGCGAGGGCAAGGAGAAGGCCUCCUCAAGAAAGCGUGCAAAAGCUGAGUCACCUGCAGAAGGCUUCCUGCAGCCAGUGAAGCUCAGUCGGGCAGAACUAUACAAGGAGCCUACAAAUGAGGAGCUGAAUCGCCUCCGGGAAACUGAAAUCUUGUUUCACUCCAGCUUGCUUCGCUUGCAGGUGGAGGAGUUACUGAAGGAAGUAAGACUGUCAGAAAAGAAGAAAGAGAGGAUUGAUGCUUUCCUGAAGGAGGUCAACCAGAGGAUCCAGAGAGUGACUCCAGUCCCUGAGACUGAGCUUACUGACCAGUCAUGGCUUCCAUCCGGGGUUCGAGUGCCCCUCCACCAAGUGCCCUAUAGUGUGAAGGGCUCCUUCCGCUUCCUGCCUCCAUCCCAGAUCACUGUCGUGGGCAGCUACCUUCUGGGUACUUGUGUCCGACCAGACAUCAAUGUCGAUGUGGCACUGACCAUGCCCAGGGAAAUCUUACAAGACAAAGAUGGGCUGAACCAGCGCUACUUCCGCAAGCGAGCCCUUUACCUGGCUCACUUAGCUCACCACCUGGCCCAGGAUCCCCUCUUCAGCAGUGUCCGAUUCUCUUACAGCAGAGGCUGCCACCUGAAGCCUUUACUGCUGCUGCGGCCACAUGGGAAGGAUGAGCGCCUGGUUACUGUGCGUCUGCAUCCAUGCCAUCCUGUGGACUUCUUCCGCCCUUGCCGCCUGCUGCCAACUAAGAAUAAUGUGCGCUCUGCCUGGUACAGAGGACAGAGUGCUCCAGAGAGUGCUAGCCCAGAACCCCCUACCCCCCUCUACAACACAUGGAUCCUGCAGGACACAGCUCUCAAGGCUCAAAUGGACCUACUGUCAACUGUGCUGGGCUCUGCCCAGGGCCUGAAGAAUGGUGUGGCACUUCUGAAGGUUUGGCUGAGGCAGCGGGAGCUGGAUAAGGGCCUGGGCGGAUUUAAUGGAUUCCUUAUCUCCAUGCUGGUUGCCUUCCUUGUGUCUAAACACAAGAUUCAUAGCAGCAUGAGCGGCUACCAGGUCCUGAGGAGUGUCCUGCAGUUUUUGGCUACUACGGAUCUGACUGUGAAUGGGAUCAGUUUAUCUCUCAGCUCAGAUCCCUCCUUGCCAGCCCUGGCUGACUUCCACCAGGUUUUCCCAGUUGUGUUCCUGGACUCUUCAGGCCGCCUCAACCUCUGUGCUGAUGUCACAGCUUCUACAUACAAACAGGUGCAGCACGAGGCACGACUGUCGAUGGCCUUGCUGGACAGCAAAGCUGACGAUGGAUUUCAGCUGCUGUUGAUGACUCCCAAACCCAUGAUCCGGGCUUUUGACCAUGUUGUCCAUCUCCGUCCACUGAGUCGCCUGCAGGCUGCAUGUCACCGGCUAAAGCUUUGGCCAGAGCUGCAGGACAAUGGUGGGGACUACAUUUCAGCCAUUUUGGGCCCACUAACCACCAUUUUGGAGCAGGGUCUGGGGUCCCGGCUGUACUUGCUGGCUCACUCUCGACCCCCAGUCUUAGAGUGGGAUAUAAACCAAGAUCCACCGAAGCACAAGGACUCUGGGACCCUGACCCUGGGAUUGCUCCUCCGACCUGAGGGACUGACCAGUGUGCUUGAUCUUGGUCCAGAGGCUGACCAGCCUGAGGCAGCUGAUUUCCGUCAGUUCUGGGGAUCCCGCUCAGAACUUAGACGAUUCCAGGAUGGAGCCAUCCGGGAAGCUGUGGUCUGGGAUGCGUCCUCAAUGUCUCAGAAGCGCCUUAUUCCUCAUCAAGUGGUCACCCAUCUCUUGGCACUCCAUGCUGACAUCCCAGAUACCUGUGUUCACUAUGUGGGCGGAUUCCUUGACGCAUUGAUCCAAGGCCCCAAAGAGCCCUCCAACACAGGUGAGGAGGCCCUGGCAUUGGCUGUGCGUUGCUAUGAUGACCUUAGCCGCCUGCUGUGGGGGCUGGAGGGUCUCCCACUCACUGUGUCUGCCAUUCAGGGAACUCACCCAGUGUUGCGUUAUACAGAGGUGUUCCCUCCAGUUCCCGUCCAACCCGCCUAUUCCUUCUAUAACCGUCUCCAAGAGCGGGCCUUGCUGUUGCCCCGGCUGGAUAAGCCCUGCCCAGCCUAUGUGGAGCCCAUGACUGUGCUUUGUUACCUGGAGGGCAGUGGGCAGUGGCCUCAGGACGCAGAGGCUGUACAGCGCGUCCGAGCUGCCUUCCAGCUACGCCUGGCAGAGGUGUUGACACAGCAGCAUAGGCUACAGUGCCGCGCCACUGCCACACACACCGAUGUCCUCAAGGAUGGGUUUGUGUUUAGAAUUCGAGUGGCUUAUCAGCGGGAACCACAGAUCCUGAGGGAGGUACGGAGCCCCGAGGGGAUGGUCUCUAUGAGAGACACACCUGCCUCCCUCCGCCUUGACAAAGACACCAGGCUGUUGCCCCUGCUCACCAGUGCCCUGCAUGGACUCCAGCAGCAGCACCCAGCCUUCUCAGGUGUGGCCCGCCUGGCCAAGCGGUGGGUGCGUGCCCAGCUUCUGGGUGAGGGGUUCACUGACGAGAGCCUGGAUCUGGUGGCUGCUGCCCUCUUCCUGCACUCUGAGCCCUUCACCCCUCCCAGCUCCCCCCAGGUUGGCUUUCUUCGGUUCCUUUGCCUGGUGUCUACCUUCGAUUGGAAGAAUAACCCUCUCAUUGUCAAUCUCAACAGUGAGCUGACUGCUGAGGAGCAGGUAGAGAUUCGAAGUAGUUUCCUGGCAGCUCGGACACAGCUCCCAGUCAUGGUCAUCAUUACUCCCCAGGACCGCAGAAGCUCUGUGUGGACACAGGACAGACCCUCUGCCCAGAUUCUUCAGCAGCUCAUAAGCCUGGCAGCGAAGGCCCUUCCUGUUCUGGAGAAGCAGCUGAUGGAUCCCUGGGGGCCUGGGGACAUUAGGACAGUUUUCCGGCCGUCCUUCGACAUGUAUGAUGUACUGAUCCACCUGACUCCACGCCACAUUCCCCGACACCGCCAAGCUGUAGACACCCCGGCUGCUUCCUUCUGCCGUGGUCUGCUCGCUGAGCUGGGGCCUUCCUCUCUGAUGCCUGUCCUAGGCUAUGAUCCCCCUCAGCUCUAUCUGGCACAGCUCAGGGAGGCCUUUGAAGAUUUGGCUCUUUUCUUCUAUGACCAGCAUGGUGGAGAGGUGAUUGGAGUCCUCUGGAAGCCCAGCAGCUUCCAGCCCCAGCCCUUUAAGGCCUCCAGCAUAAAGGGACGCAUGGUGGUGUCUCGAGGUGGGGAGCUUAUGAUGGUGCCCAACAUAGAAGCCAUCUUGGAGGACUUUGCUGUGUUGGGUGAAGGCCUGGUACAGGCUGUAGAGGCCCGAAGUGAGAGGUGGACUGUGUGAUUCCAGCUUUGGGACAAGCAGUAGGUGCACCAUGGGACUUUGGAUCUCUGAAGCAGAAUGUCAGCGGGCAGCCAGUCUCAUUGCAGUAUGGACACCUGCUGUCCUGAGCACACUGAAUCAUUCCCCAGAGAAGGCCCUGACAGAGUCUUCAGUCUGAUGCUUCAGUAGUUGGGCAGGAGCCGUGGUGCCCUAUAUCCCCUAGGUCCAACCAUCCAAAUUCCCAGAGGAGGAGCCAGCUCAGAAGGAACUGAAUCCAUUUGCCUGUCAGCCCUCAGUUGGCCUGAGCUGUUUUCUCUUUUUGUUUUUUUCUCCCAUCUUUAUCUUCCCACUGGCAGGACAUACAUGUCCAGAUAACAGUGUGCUUUUCACUUUUGCUGGUUCAAAGAGGUUGUAGCCUUUCAGAGGGCCCCAGCACGGGGCACUGAGCAGUGGGGGGGGGGGGGGGGCGGGGGGCGUGUGUAUGAGUAGAACCCAUUGAGCAGGCACAAUGCUUUCCCGUGUUGGUGCUGCUGCCUCCCAAGGUAGUAACAGUAGAAAAGGACACAGACCAGGCAGGGGCUGGGUAGAUGGAGUUGGGGGGGAUCCCCCAGCCCAGAAGAGGUACAGAAAGCACCAGGUGCUGCGGCCUGGGCUCUCAGUGAGAGUCCUACCCAUUCUUUGCAGCUGCCUAUCAUUCUCCAUUACUGUGCCACACACCUGCUCUCCAGGAGCCCUGAGGGAGGCAGGAUGCCUCCUCUAAGCCUGAUCCACACCCCCUUCUGGCAGCUACUCCCUGCUUUUCUCCCGUAAUCCUGGCUGGUUUUUUUAGACUCAGCUCAGAUAGCACCCCUCCUAAGUCCCUGCCCUCACCCCCACCCCUCUUUCCCUCCUGUGAACUGUGAAUGCAAUUACUCCUUGUUGAGUUCACUUGGUAGUUAGGCAUACCAGCGUGCACCUUCUAUUGUUUUGAACUCUGAUUUAAAAUUAAAUUGCUUAACUCUUUCUGGGUA